Cyprinus carpio (common carp) is the source of this 2024-nucleotide messenger RNA. Its product is annotated as immunoglobulin superfamily member 11. Gene Ontology annotation, cellular component: cell-cell junction. Lineage: Eukaryota; Metazoa; Chordata; Actinopteri; Cypriniformes; Cyprinidae. Gene Ontology annotation, biological process: homophilic cell-cell adhesion. Gene Ontology annotation, molecular function: ionotropic glutamate receptor binding. The record is from RefSeq and is a predicted model, not a curated record.
GUGCGUGCGUGCGCGCUACCACCUUUUCGCGCCAGAGGAGGGCACAGUUACCUCGCGCUUGGACCGGCGUCAGCGGUCUCCAGGCAACAGGCCAGCAGUCAGUCAGUCAGGUUUCUCAAUCAAAGCGGAGAGAUGCGGCAGCGGCGUCGGUUAUGGCCCUUCUGCGGAUCCGGUGCUCGUUUGUCUGGUUCACCGUGAACGGCAUGUGAACACACCUCUGUGUUGGGCUCAAGAACUGCACCGGACGCCCUGGUACCGACCGAACCGGACGCGCUCACUCGGAUCCCGACGCGAACGAGUUCUCUGAGGGAAUUUUACGCGCCGAUUUAAUUUGACUAACGUUAGUUGUAGUUUUUAGUUUACAAUAUUUUAAAAAUGCUUUAGAUUUUAUUAAUGCGUUCGGUUUUAAGAGACAAUUACGUAACUUUCCCAACACCAAACUGGAGAAAAUCUGACUGACUUUGAACUUCACAACACGACGACUUUCCCUCAGAAAAAUGCUGAAAUUUCAUAAUUCUGAUCUAUGGAUUGCUUGGCUGGUCUUCUUUUGUGUGAACGUGUGUGUGCGUGCGCUGGAAGUGACGGUGAGUCAGAGCAGUGUUCAGGUGGCCAGAGGUCAGGCGGCCGUCCUGCCCUGUACGUUCACCACCAGCGCCGCCCUCAAUAAUCUCUACAUCAUAUGGAUGGUCACACCGCUGGCCAACGCCAACCAGCCAGAGCAGGUGAUCAUCUAUCAGAGCGGCCAGGUCUUCAGUUUAGCCAAUCACAUGAACGGGCGCGUGGGCUUCGUCUCCAUCAUGCCCAGCACAAGUGCCUCGAUCUUCAUCAAUAACACUCAGCUGUCGGACACGGGGACGUACCAGUGCCUGGUCAACAACCUGCCUGACCGCGGGGGGCGCAAUAUCGGCGUCAUCGGCCUCACUGUGCUGGUUCCUCCGUCCAUCCCGUCCUGUCGUCUUCAGGGGUCGCUGGACGUGGGCAGCGACGUGAUGCUGUUGUGUGGUUCGGACGAGGGCAUCCCGACACCCACCUACUCCUGGGAGAAGCUGGAGUCCGUGCCCAAACUGCCCCACAAUGCCAUGCAAGAUCAGAUGCAGGGUACGGUCACGCUGAGGAACAUCAGCACCAGCACAUCUGGACUGUAUCAGUGUACGGCAUCGAACGCCAUCGGAAAGAGCACCUGCGUCCUCAACCUGCAGGUCGUGGCACCGCAGUCUCAGAGCGUCGGUCUGAUCGCAGGAACCAUCGCUACUGCCAUUCUGGCGCUCCUCAUCUGCUCUUUACUGGCGCUUGUCACGCUCUUCUACUGGAGAAACAAGAACAAAUACGAGGAGGAGGAGAUUCCCAACGAGAUCAGAGAGGACGAUCUCCCUCCGAAGAGAUCCUCAUCGGUCAAAGCGUUCCAAGCGGACGCCUCGUCUUCAGAGAACGACACGCUGACGUCCACCAACACCUACAACAGCCGCUACUGGCACAAUCCCAAACCCAACUAUGACACCAACUCCUACACGCGCUACAACGGUGACACGCGGCAGACCUUCACCACUGGCUGUAACGCGGCGGGAAACGCGCCCUCGCGACCCGCCUACACCAACGGGAGCCACACCCUGCCGCCGCCCAAGACUCUGGUUGUCACCACAAACUCCGCCCCCUCGCCGCCCGUCAUGGCCCGCAGUAACGGCUCUCUGAGCCUUCGGCCACCUGUCGCCACAACGCCGGCCGUGACGCACGGACAGCAACACACGCACUCGUAUGCCGUGAGCCAAGCCACGCUAGAGCGCAUGGGCGCAGUUCCCGUCAUGGUGCCGGCGCAAAGCAGAGCGGGUUCGCUCGUCUGACGUGACGGACGAAAUCAAAACUCUUUUAUAAAUGAGUUCAGCUGAUGCCAACUAACACUGCUCCGUUAAAGCCCCCACGCCCUUGUUUUUCAUAUUCCCUGUUUGCGUGUUCAUUUUUGAAGUCGUGAUGAUAAACUGGCUUCGCUGCAGGCAGAUAAAAGGGCCCCAUAAUCACGUGUUUCUCGA